GGAGGGGGGUGGAGGGUUACGCAAGCUCAGGUAGUCGACUUCGUAUGCGUAGAGAUAAUAUCAAUGCGGAAUGCUUCUUUCAUUAAAUCCCACAUACCGGGCGACAGACAUUUCUUUUUUAUUUUUAUUUUGGAUGGUGGAUUGCUAAAAGGAGGGGAGGAGUUGUGUAUGUCUGCGUUUUGUUAAACCAUUGACAACACACUUCACAUGACCUCACUAUGUACAUGUAACAUACUGCACACAUCGUGUAUUCUGACUCAGUGCAUUUCUAUAUUCACCUUACCUGUACAUUGUUUUCUUCUUUGAUGUUGCUGUUUUCUAGGUGAAAGUCUAAGUGACAUAUUUACAACAUGGAGAUAAACAACUUCUUGAGGCUGUCACUGCUGGUCACAUGUGUCAGUCUGGGAUACUCUUCAAAUAUCAUGCCUUACGGAAUUUCAGCCAAUGACACGGACACUGGUUUCAACUUCCCUGUUGUUGUGACCUUGAACCCUGACUUCCCUUACUACGGGAGUAAAUACAGUAGUGUCACUAUACAGCAGCACGGUUUUAUUGUGUUUGGUACUACAGGGGUUAUAACCUAUACCGACUUGAGUUCUUGUGCCAGCAGUAAUAACAUUGUAGCCAUAGGCAUCUUUGUGGCUAAAAUUUCAAAUUCAGUCGGAAAUAUAUUUUACAGAUUGACAUCCAAGCCCUCUGAAAUGGAGACGUUGGCCACACUGGGCAGGAAUUUCUCGAACUUUUCACCUACUUUCACACCGAAGUAUGCACUGAUUGUCACGUGGUACGACGUGGGAACGGAACAUUAUGGUUAUGAAAAUGAUUUUAAAAAGAACACUUUUCAGUUGGUCAUCACAACAGACGGUGUCCAGAGUUUGGUCAGUUUCAACUAUGAUACUAUUGGAUGGUCUUAUUUUGAAGACCUCACAAAUUACGUAUUUUAUAAAGAUAUAGAUGGGAUUUAUGCAGAGGGUAUAACAAUGUCCACAAAGGCUGGCUUCUUCAAAGGAGAUGGGGCCACGUGUUAUCUGCACGAAGCAUCCAAUACAAAUAAAAUGUUUUAUUUGGGGGAUGUCGAUCCUAAUAAGCUAAUAUAUAGAGUUGACGAAGUGCCAGUGACCUUGACAUUCACAACAGCGUCACCAAGUGUAGCCACAACAGUGCCAGCUUCAGCAUCUACAACACCCGAAUCAACAAGCGCUACAUCUACAACACCCGAAUCAACAAGUGCUACAUCUACAACACCCGAAUCAACAAGUGCUUCGAUUACAACAACCGAGUCAACAAGCACUACAUCUACAAUAGAGACAACAUCUCCUACGACAUCCCCUUCGACAUCACCUACGACAUCACCUUCGACAUCAACUUCGACAUUACAACUUACAAUAACCACAACACCUACAGCAUUUUCAACGACUGAUACAACCCCUGCUACAGCAACUACAACGUCUGAAACUACAACUGUUUCAACGUCAACACCAUCUGGCAUAUUAAGCACUACAUUAACGACAGCGUCCCAAACGGCAGAUAGAGACACAAAUGAGGAGAGGAUUGGUCUGAUCGUUGGGCUGUGUCUUGCUGCUCUGGUGAUCUUCUUGGUCAUCGUGGUUGUUUCCUGUUUGCUAUGCUCUAAAAAAUACGAAGCAUGUAUGUGUACAUUACAGUGUUGUGUGCAAAGAGCAUCUCCAACUAUGGACACAAGUGAAGUUACAUCCAAAUUAGUCACAACGCCAACAGCCCCAGCGAGUGGACCAAAUGGGCCGGAACCAGUUUAUAACAACCCAAUACUUCCGAUCGUAUUGAUCCCCAUGCCCAAUGCCCCAUGCCCCAUGCCCAAUCCUACUCUUCCCCCUGAACCUGUGAUGUACUUUACAACCUUGCCACCGAUUGAAAUGACAGAACGUUAAAAAGACAAGCUGAAAGUCAGGUUUCUAAAUAGAGACAGGUGCAAUACUAACAAACAUUCCAUGUUCAAAGAUGAUGUAUAUGUGCUUGAACGAGCUACACAUUUCCUAUUGGCUUCACAUUGUCUUUCAAGAAUGAAUGAAGUGCAUUAUUUCCUACAUAUUUGAUACUUGUGGGGGAAAAAAAAGGUAUUGACUUUUUUUAUUUGUGAUAUGCACUGUAUUUACUCUCUGUAGGAGUUCAACAGUCUACUAGGUCAUCAUGACAGCAAUUGUCUUAAAUAAAGGAAACGUCUUGAAUGGAUGAUGUAUCUUAAGACAAUCUCAGGAUGCAAAUUUGGUUCUGUUAACGUGAUAAAGAUGCAAUGUAUUCUGAAUGAACUAAGGUUGGGGUUAGGGCGGAGAGGCGUGGCGAAUAGUUCAAACAAAAGAUACAAGACAUUUUGUCACAAAGAUUCUAUCAACUCUGUCUGUCCUGAACACAUUUUGUCACAAAGCUUCUAUCAGCUCUGUCUGUCCUGUACACAUUUUGUCACAAAGCUUCUAUCAGCUCUGUCUGUCCUGUACACAUUUUGUCACAAAGCUUCUAUCAGCUCUGUCUGUCCUGUACACAUUUUGUCACAAAGCUUCUAUCAACUCCGUCUGUCCUGUACACAUUUUGUCACAAAGCUUCUAUCAGCUCUGUCUGUCCUGUACACAUUUUGUCACAAAGCUUCUAUCAGCUCUGUCUGUCCUGUACACAUUUUGUCACAAAGCUUCUAUCAGCUCUGUCUGUCCUGUACACAUUUUGUCACAAAGCUUCUAUCAGCUCUGUCUGUCCUGUACACAUUUUGUCACAAAGCUUCUAUCAGCUCUGUCUGUCCUGUACACAUUUUGUCACAAAGCUUCUAUCAGCUCUGUCUGUCCUGUACACAUUUUGUCACAAAGCUUCUAUCAGCUCUGUCUGUCCUGUACACAUUUUGUCACAAAGCUUCUAUCAGCUCUGUCUGUCCUGUACACAUUUUGUGCUCGUUAGUUCUUCCACUUUCGAUUUUCGGACCAAGUUAAAACGUUGCACAAUUUAUUCAUUAUCGAUGACAACAAACAAUUCAGAUUUGUUAGACUUUAUAAUAAAACCUUCUCAUUUUAAAAGUGCUUGAAUUGCUCACAUGUAAAUUAUGAGUGAGUCUGGUGUGAAUGUACACUUUGGUUUCUUAUAGUUAUAAUGUUUUUUGUUUGGUGUAAUGCACAAAUUGUAAGACAAAUUUCCUUACGGAUAAUAAAGUUUAUUAUUAUUAUUAUUAUUAUUAUUAGUCUCGAUUCUAGAUGUACUAAAACUUAAUACCUGAUUCAAAAUAAUUGAUGCAUUUUCACUCAAUAUAAGCUUUGUUUUUUUAAAACGUAUUUUGUAUAUUUGAAUCUCUUUAUUUCUUGAAUGAGUUUAAGUGUGCGUACAUCUUUCUAUCUAUCUAUCUAUCUAUCUAUCUAUCUAUCUAUCUAUCUAUCUAUCUAUCUAUCUAUCUAUCUAUCUAUCUAUCUAUCUAUCUAUCUAUCUAUCUAUCUAUCUAUAAAGCUAGCUAUUUCUAUCUAUCUAUCUAUCUAUCUAUAAACCUAGCUAUUUCUAUAUAUCUAUCUAUAUAUCUAUCUAUAUAGCUAGCUAUUUCUAUCUAUCUAUCUAUCUAUCUAUCUAUCUAUCUAUCUAUCUAUCUAUAUAGCUAGCUAUUUCUAUCUAUCUAUCUAUAUAUCUAUCUAUCUAGCUCUCUAUCUAUAUAGCUAGCUAUUUCUAUCUAUCUAUCUAUAUAUCUAUCUAUCUGGCUCUCUAUCUAUAUAGCUAGCUAUUUCUAUCUAUCUAUCUAUCUUUAUAUAUAUAUAUAUAUAUUAAAAUUUCUCUUGAGGCCAACUAACUAAAUAGCAUUUCAACACUGAGAUCGUUGCUGUUAAUUCUCUGCAUCCACUUUGAUUUCAGAUGACUAUAAUAAGCUAUCAGAAAAACAUACACUCUUAUCUUUAAAAAUACAGACGUUACUUCAAAAAAGAAAAUGAUUUCGUCCUACGCGUCAUGCAUCUAGUUAUGCAUGUUAACACAUGACUUAAUUUCUGCCAAGUCAUUGAUUUUUUUUGGCUGACUCAGGCAACCCAUUCCAUGCUCUAAUAGCACUAGGGAAGAAGGAGCAUUUAUACAAAUUUGUCCUAGCAUAUGGGAACGAGGAAUGUGCCUUUAUCUUUGUGUCUUUCAGAGUAUUUUAUUAUAUUUCACCUUUGUAUCUGAAGGUUAUGGUUCAAUAUUUUAUGUAUAAUUGCUACUUACUUUUAAGUCUUCUAUUCUGAAGGUUUUCCAAAUAUAGUGAUUUUACUAAGGGUAUUACUCUAGUCAUCUGAACACACACAUAUUUGUUAGACACACACUUACACUGUAAGUCCUGCAUGCACUUUGAACUGGGUUUUUUUUUUUUGUCAGUCUUGGCGACAUAAGUCAUUUAGUUCUUUGCUUUUUCAAAUUGUUAGUUAGAAUUUGAGAGACAUACUAAGUGUGGAAGUGAUAAAGAAACACAUGCAAUAGAGAUAGAAAGAGAUAAAUAGAUCAGAGAGAGAGAGAAAAUGAUAGAGACAGAUUUAGAAAGCUCAGGGAAAGAGAGACUGGACGUGAGAGUAAGACAGAGAGAGAGUGUGUGUGAAAUAAGAAGAGAAAGAGUGAAAUGAGAAAGAAGAGAGAGAGAGAGAAAGAGAAAUUCAGUUAAUGUAUUCAAAAAAAAAAAAGUCAUGAAAUGUGCCAACAUUUAUUUCUUAUCAACAUUUACUUCUUUUACUUUCUUGGUGUAAUGCACAAAUUGUAAGACAAAUUUCCUUACGGAUAAUAAAGAUUAUUAUUAUUAUUAUUAUUAUUAUUUGACAUUUGCUUGAAACGUACACAACCAAGUAAUAAAUAUGUAUUCAAAGUUCACAA
This is a messenger RNA of Biomphalaria glabrata, 4827 nucleotides long. RefSeq lists its product as uncharacterized. The record is from RefSeq and is a predicted model, not a curated record. Bases 351 to 1907 code for a protein of 518 amino acids. NCBI's taxonomy places the organism in Eukaryota, Metazoa, Mollusca, Gastropoda, Planorbidae. The transcript is spliced from 10 exons. Gene Ontology annotation, biological process: cell-matrix adhesion.